Helicoverpa armigera (cotton bollworm) is the source of this 1259-nucleotide messenger RNA. RefSeq lists its product as uncharacterized. The coding region runs from base 102 to 1004 and encodes 300 amino acids. NCBI's taxonomy places the organism in Eukaryota, Metazoa, Arthropoda, Insecta, Lepidoptera, Noctuidae. The record is from RefSeq and is a predicted model, not a curated record. The transcript is spliced from 5 exons.
UGGCACAAAACAUUAUUUCAACGAAGAAACAAUCACAUUUAUUAAUUAAUGUUACUAAAUAGUAACAUAUUUCAUUUUCUUAAAAAAUCAAAAGUUAAACGAUGAUGCGAUUUAUGAGUAAACUGUGUAUGUCCCUAGUGGUAUUAUUUGCGUUAAUACGCCUUUACCAGUGUACCAAUAGCAAUGCAUUCUUAAAAAUGGAUAAGAAAUACUACCUCGUCUCGGAAGCUUACAACAUGGCGAAGAAUCUCUUCAACCAGGGUCGGAACAACUACAUCAGUUUGAAGAGCAAGUCCUUGAAAACCAUCGAUACUUUCCUAGAUCUGGUGUAUAUCAUGAAUGAUGAAAUGUCCAAGGAGUUGAGGAGUGCGGUCCUCAAGUUUUACAAAGUGAAAUACUUGCACGAUUUCACUAAUUAUAUUAUUAGUAUGGAAGAGAUGAUAGAAAUAGUGGAGCACUGCCUGAUGGACCCGAUGGAGAAGCUGGAGCAGAUCCGCACGCAGUUCCACGACGUCAUCAAGAACUUCCAGGACGUGAGGAACUUCGAGUCGGUCAACAAGUGCCAUAAGGAACUGCCUGACGAGGUCGCUGCGGCGCACUGCUUGCUGCAUCAAGCGGUUCUCUUCAACGAAACAAUGCAAGAAAGCCUAGUAACAAUAGUGGAAAUAAAGACACGCCAACACGCACAAGACAUGAACUCCUCACUAUACAACGUUCAGACGUGCAUCAACAACUUUGUGCCGAAGUUCUUCGAGCAGCUGAUGCUGGACGCGUAUACGGACAGGUGUGGCUACCUGAGGGUCGUGAACGCGUCUAUAGCAGACCUCGUGAGGGACAAGUGGAGGGGCAAUGAAACUGUCUUCCCUGAGAAGUGGAGCCCUCUUGUUAGACUGCUGAAGGAGAAAACCAAACAACCAAUCAGUGCGCUAGAAGAACCGUUACAUUUGACUUUAUUCGCGGCAAACCUAUCGUCCCAGGAUGUUGUUAGAACUUUAUACAAAUGAAAUAUGUAUAUUUCUGCAGUUGUACCUACUUGUAUCUAUCCCUAUGAUCCUCAUCCUAUUUAAUAGUAUAGGUAAUUCAAAUGUGAGUAGGUAAGUUAUGAGAGCGUGAGUGUUUAAAAAACUUAACGUUGUUCCCACAGGACAGCGGGUAACAGCAUGUUGGAAAAUGAUAGUUAAGUUAAUUUGUACGUUCAAAUAGGAAUAGAUUAUAAUAAUCAUUGAAUGGAAUUCGAAUAAGUGGGUGGCUCACGUUGA